Rotaria sordida is the source of this 441-nucleotide messenger RNA. Lineage: Eukaryota; Metazoa; Rotifera; Eurotatoria; Philodinida; Philodinidae. The record is from the annotation of a GenBank genome assembly.
CCAACAUUACCAUCAGGCGAAGGAAAUAUGAUUCAACAAACAGAAUCAGAACGAAUGCAUUCAAAUACUGGUCUUCUUCCAUUACAACGAACAACAUCUAAUGAAGAUUAUCGUUAUGAUUAUUUUACAGCAGCUGUAGCAUCACGUGGUCGACCCCCAUCAACAGCUGGAAUGACUCCUGGUUAUGAUAUACCAGCCAAUGCCAAUCAUUUAAUGAGUCCACUUCAACCAACACCUACUGCUUAUAAUCCAAUGGUAGGUGCUACAGCUACUCCAUAUGGCCAUCGAUAUGCUUCAGCUCAUCCUCCUCCACCCCCACCACCUAUUCAUGGUUUACCUCCAACACAUUUGCAAUCUCAACAACAACAAAAUCCUCAUAUGAUAUCUGUUCAAAAUGGUCCAGUUAUUCUUGUAUCAAAUCUUAAUGAAGAUGUGAGUUAA